Molecule: messenger RNA, 3149 nt
Organism: Coccidioides immitis RS
Lineage: Eukaryota; Fungi; Ascomycota; Eurotiomycetes; Onygenales; Onygenaceae
Exons: 5
Coding region: 669-2372 (567 amino acids)
Biological process (GO): regulation of transcription by RNA polymerase II
Molecular function (GO): zinc ion binding; DNA-binding transcription factor activity, RNA polymerase II-specific
Source: RefSeq, a predicted model, not a curated record
CCCUGGCCCAGGUGUCGUCGGUGCUAAAAUUAUUCUUCCCUUCUUUUUCAGAACCACAGACCAUCCCGCCUGUCACCUUGGAUCUUGUCCUUUGAGGUGAUUGAUACCAAUCGGAUGUCCUCUGUUUGAUUAAAAUCGACGGUCUCACGCACCCCCCUCUCACUUCCCAUUUUCUGCCUCUCCGGCCAAAUUCUCACGCACUUCCUCCUCGUCCCUCCUCCCCCUGUAGACCCCACUCAAGGCUUGUUUAUUGAUUCAUCUUCGCCCUGCAUCUGCCGCUUGCAUCUGAUCUUUGCAUCUUGGCUCCUGUUCAACGGAUAUCAAGAUCCUUGUUCCCAUAGCUUCCGCUCGGGUCCUCCCAAGGUGUUCGUGUUGUCACGCCAAUCCAAAUUUAUAUAUCCUAUCACGUUCCUUCAUCUUUCCUACAUUUGACUUCUCAUCGUGACUUUCCUUCUCGUCACUCAAAUUCGGAAGCACCUCGUACUUAAAAUUCAGGAGGGUUUUUCUAUUUUUAUUCCUCCCUCGUAUAUAUACCCGACCUUUUCUUCCCUUUGGUCAAAGGAGAUCUCCGUCAUAUUCCGUUUGCCACUAAAGGCAGAUCAUCCGUCUGUCUUUUGCUGAAAUAGUGCUACAUUCAACGUCGAGCAUUUUUCCUUAGAUUGGAAAAGAUGGCUGGACCUGGCGGUGGACCUCCCCGUAAGAGCCACACGAAGUCAAGGAAGGGCUGCAAGACUUGCAAGAGGAGACAUAUCAGAUGCGAUGAGACAAUGCCCCAAUGUCGUAAUUGCACAAAGCACAACUGUCGCUGUGAUUAUAUGGAUGUGUUCAUAGCUCAAGAGCAAGCAGCCAGCACAAGAUGUCCGGAUUUGCUCAUGUCCCCUGAGAUCGAGAUGGAAAUCGACACCUGGCAGCGGACGGGCAAUCCCCCAUUCCCAGAGCUACAGCCAAGUUCCAGAACUUACUGGUAUCGAUUUUCAAAGACGGAUUUACGACUUAUCCAUCAUAUUUCCGGGCUAUCAAUUGACCUACACCGUAGGGGAUAUAGCAGUUGCACUGUCUGGGCUCAGAAGAUGCCGAUAUUUCUGGCCAUCGCUUUAUCUAGUGAUUUCGUGAUGAGUGCCAUUCUGGCCUUGUCCGCGUCUCAUCUUGCUUGGAUGACCCAAAAUCAGGACACCGAGCAUCUCGCAUAUCAUCACCGUGGCGUGGCUUUAAAAGGCCUCCAUGAAGCGAUCGGUAGCUUCUCUCGUGGGAAUUCCGAUGCCAUCCUGGCAGCUUCUUUGUUGCUCUCUUGGCAAGCAACUGAAUGGAGAAGUUGGGCCUCGCUACAGCAAGGUGUUUCGACGGUUCUUAAUUCGAUGGAGACGUGGUGGAAAGAUGAAUCAGAAUUAGCCAGAUUUAUGGAUAGCCAGAGAGCUUUCCGCAGUGCGCGGUCGCCGUUGACACCCACUUAUCCAGGUGGCAUGGCCCAGUUUCAUAAUGAAGAUAUUAUGAGAUUUGACCGUAUUCUCGCAUCUUUGCAGAAUAUCCACCAGCGCGUCUCUCACAAUCAAGAGCAUUACCGAAGGAUUACAGAUCUUCUGAGUUUUGCUCAUCGGUUGCGGGAGGAUCUUCCCGUGCAAUCACCAGAGAAGGCAUUUGAGAGACUUCAGCCAUUGAGAACGUGGCUAUUUUGGCUACCUCCAACCAUGCUUCGGGGCGGCGAUACUGACCUCGGUGCCCUCGCUGUUCUAUCUCAAUUUUUUGGGCUUGCGUUGGCCCUCGAACCCAUAUUCCCGGAAUUUGGUGGAUCAUAUCUUGGAUCCAUGUCGGUCACCCCGAUUGAGGACAUUCGAAAGAUACUAUACCAUCGGAGAGCCACAAACCCGUUUGCUCCCGAAGUUCCUCCCGCUCUGAGCUUAAUGGAGCUACCUGGAGAAAUAGUUGCUGAAUAUCGAAGCCGCCUCCAGUGGUCACCCAGAGCCUCGUUGGAUGCAUACUCUUCUGGCUCACACAGUCCCUAUCAGUCGCUACCGACUCCCCAUCUGCCGCCUACUCCUACCACUGCCUCGCAUUACCCGACAUAUACCACCUCGCCUCUCCACUCGCCUCUCUCGCCUGCAAUUGUGGGCUCGCCGUACCAAAUGCCAACAAUUAUUGAUUCGCGUCGUCACUCCCAGGCUUUCACAGCCUCACCCAGUUUGCCUCCAGAAUCGAUAGACGACCGCACAGCAGAAUAUAAACACCACCCACACGAACAGCAUCCUGCUGUCUUUAAUCCGGCGUAUUUGGGAAAUCUUAUCCACCCGGGGACGCCUUUAGGGAUCGACUAUGGCCAUUCAGCCCCAUUAGAUGUGACAGGAGGGUUGGUCGCUCCGGAGCUUUGUUGGACCUGAUGCUUUACAUCCACUCUUUCAACCCAUAAUCCACUGAAUCACAGCGCACGAAAACUUCACAUCACCCCUCUCCCUGUAACACUCCACCAUCCCCAGGAUACACUUUUCCCGUCCGCCACCUUUUUUUUUUUGCCCCCAUUGUCCGCCCUCCGAUUGAUUGACUUGUCUAGCUGAGACGAAUCUUUUUGCUUUCCCAGGCACUCAAACACACCCUCAUACCGUGGCUCGACUGCGAAGCCAAGGAACCUUCCCAUAUGAAUUGCCUUCUCGACAUCGCCGCCCGCCACACCUUGAAUUGUUCUCCACUAUUACCCAGAACUUUACGCUGUUCCAUGUUUUCCGCUUGGAAGCUCAGAGAGAGACGACCUUUUUCAUUGCCUGUUUUGAAUACUACAUAUAUGAGACUUGUUUACGGAUAAAACUGAUGGAGGGUACCUGUCGGAGUUUUGUCCGCAUAUAUUUAGGGAUUUUGGAUGGCGACUAAGUUAUUCUAAGUCGCCCGAGAUAUCAUUAUGAUUUUCAAAUACUGUUAAUAUUUAUUACUUUAUUACUCUUUCUUUUCCCUUCCUUUUCUUUUUUUAUCUUGGGCCAUCAAUCUAUGUACACGAUACUAGGCCAUUCCGGCCUCUUUUUGCAUUCUACACUGCAUACUUCGUAUGCCUUUUCAGCGAUUUAAGAGAUUGUAUUUUAUGACAAUUCUCUUGUGGGAUUUGAGUGAUGAUAGGUAUUGUUUUUUACGUCUGGAUAUUUUCUUUCAGGCUCUCUUUGCCUCCUCUC